Molecule: messenger RNA, 1599 nt
Organism: Didymodactylos carnosus
Lineage: Eukaryota; Metazoa; Rotifera; Eurotatoria; Philodinida; Philodinidae
Source: the annotation of a GenBank genome assembly
AUGAAUUGGGGAAUUCCCGAACAUCUUCAUGGCAAUUCAAGAAGAUUCUACAUUAAUAAUCGUCGUCACAUUAUCAAAAAUCAUGAGUAUGCAAUAAAAUAUCCUCCAUUUAAACCAGAUUAUUGGCAAGGUCAUUUCAUAGAUCGUACAACGACCAUCAGAUCAUUAAAUGAAUUCAUUGAAUUAGCAAAAACUUCAGAAUCAUUCAUAAUUGAUACCGAAGGAACAGCACGGAAAGGAUUUAAUAAUAUACCAUCACUUAUUCAAAUACUAUUAACAACAAAAGAAGAAACAUCUGUUGUAUUGAUAAUUGAAUAUUGUCAUUUGCCAAAAGACAAUACAAUGAGAUUUAAAAAAAUUGAAGAGUUAAUGAAAACAGUUCUGACAUCCCAACGACCAAUAUACGUAUGGGGAACAUUGUAUGAACUUUUGGACUUCAUGCGUAUUUGUGGCCGUCGAUGGCUUGAUGGUCGUCCAUAUGUUCAUGUACAAGAUGAAUUCCAAAGAUACUACAUAGACAAUUAUGAUAAACAAUCGAAUCCUGACAGUUGGUCUUUACAAGAUGCAAUGGUCGUAGUUGAACAAUCAUUUUUAAAUAAAGCUCCAAGAAAAGGACGUUUUACUAGUGGUUUUAAUCCACGAUUAUUCGAGGAUCAAUCAGAAGAAUUAGUUCAACAGAAAGCCGAAUGGGCAACAUAUGCUGCAAUGGAUAUCCUUGCUGUACAACGUUUAUUAAAAUUAACGAACAUCAACGCACAAUGUCAACUAGCUGCACCAACAAUUACACAGCCGCAAAUCUCAAACGGCACCGAAUCAACACCAUCACUUAUGCAACCGUCUCCAGCAGCAGUAUUCCUAAUAUCAUCAACCAUUCUCCAAUCUACAAUAGAUCAGUAUGAAAAUAUUUCCGAUGAGGAGGAACAAAAACGACCUCUGACACCAAUAGAAUAUGAACAUCUUUCACGAGACGCUGACAUUGCAUUACCGUCACCACAACCGCAAUUUUCCAACGACAUUUCAACACCACAAUUAGAAACACCUCCACAAACCAUCAAUACCGGAACUCAAGAACGUCUAGUUAUAAUGGCACCAGAUGAAGAUUCACAGUUAGAACCAGUUUUGUCCUCACGACCACAAGUUGCUGAAAUAUCAUCUCGGUCCUCUUCACCUCUGUCUCCCCGUUCACCAUCAUCAAAAAAUCAGCAGUUACCAUCACAAGCUAAAUUAAAAUCUAAACCUAAAUUGACUGAUGAACAACGACGUCAAAAAAAUAAAAGAAUGACACAAAAACAGCGUAAACGACAGAGGAAAAACGAAAUAGUGUUAAACAAUCCAGAUUAUCGAUUUUCAUUUCAUAAUAUUAAAGAACUCUUAGACACUGCAAAUGUCCCUUACACUAAUCUAAAUACAGCACAUCGUAAUAAAAAUCGACAUCUUUUUAUCGCAUUUCACGACGAUACGCAACGACAGAACUACUCGCAAUUGUUAACCAAAUACUGGUUCUCUCGUCAGCAUUGGGAACAUUUACAUCCACCUUCGACACACAGCCAUAGUUCAACGUUCACAACAACCGAUUAUACAAGAUAUCAUAGACAUUGA